GGUGGGUGGAGUGCUACCACUAUAUAAAGGAAGAGUGUAGAAAAUAUAACCUGUUUAGGCAACACACAAGCCAAGCUAAGCAUGGCUGAAAAUAUGGUGGAGCUCAACCUUGAUUUAGGUAGCUUCUUCAGCCGUCAUGCAGGGCAGUCCCCUAGGCCGCGGUGCCCGGCACCGUUUCUCUUGAAGACCUAUGAUUUGUUAGAAGAAGGUGGUGCAGAAGAAGAUGGUGCCAAAAUUGUGUCAUGGAAUUCAGAAGGAACUGGUUUUGUUGUGUGGUCUCCAGCUGAAUUCUCAGAACUCACCUUGCCUAGAUAUUUCAAGCACAACAACUUCUCUAGCUUCAUUCGCCAAUUGAACACAUAUGGUUUCAAGAAAACAUCAUCUAAAAGGUGGGAAUUCCAGCAUGAGAAAUUUCAGAGGGGUUGCAGGCAUAUGCUGGUUGAUAUCACGAGGAAGAAGUGCGAGCCAAGUGUGUUUCCUUCAUACCUCAAGUCUUCUUCUGAGGAAAACGCAACAAUGACAUCUAAUUCAACGGAAGAAAGCAAAGAUUAUCAUGAACUACUCAUGGAGGAGAACAAGAACCUAAAGAAGGAGAGAUUGGAGCUGCAGACGCAGAUAGCUGAAUGCAAAUCACUACAAAUGAAGUUGUUGGACUGCCUCUCUCAAUUUAUGGACAAACACCAAAAUAAAGUUAGGAAAACAUGCUAAUUAAUUGAUGAUUAUUUAAUGGAAGAUGCAAAUAGUGAAAAGAAAAUUGUGGUGUUGCCGUGUUUGUCAUUCAAUACAAAAUAGUACAUGUUUUAUCC
Molecule: messenger RNA, 806 nt
Organism: Lotus japonicus
Lineage: Eukaryota; Viridiplantae; Streptophyta; Magnoliopsida; Fabales; Fabaceae
Product: heat stress transcription factor B-1-like
Exons: 2
Coding region: 82-708 (208 amino acids)
Biological process (GO): regulation of transcription by RNA polymerase II
Cellular component (GO): nucleus
Molecular function (GO): DNA-binding transcription factor activity; RNA polymerase II cis-regulatory region sequence-specific DNA binding
Source: RefSeq, a predicted model, not a curated record